Triticum dicoccoides is the source of this 2178-nucleotide messenger RNA. Its product is annotated as L-type lectin-domain containing receptor kinase IX.2-like. Gene Ontology annotation, biological process: protein phosphorylation. The transcript is spliced from 3 exons. Lineage: Eukaryota; Viridiplantae; Streptophyta; Magnoliopsida; Poales; Poaceae. Gene Ontology annotation, molecular function: protein kinase activity; ATP binding. The record is from RefSeq and is a predicted model, not a curated record. The coding region runs from base 1 to 2178 and encodes 725 amino acids.
AUGGCGUUAGAUCAGCCCAAGCAGCUUGUCUCAUGUUUUCUCCUCCUGUUGACCAUGGUGUCCUUGUCCCAGGCGAAGGCGCAGCAGUGCAAAAGCCCUGAUUCCGACCAGGAUCGGAGGACAAACUACACCAUGGACAAUGCCUUCGAAUUCCAUCUGAUCGACAAAGCAUCCGGCAGGGUCAUCAGCUUCGCCCGUAACUCCUUCUCCAACUCCAAUGUGAGUAACACGGUUGACCUCAGCUUCCUCCGUGACCUCUUCGUGUCUGAUUCCUAUGUGAACAAUACAGUAGCGUUGUCCACCUUCGGUCUAUGGCGACCUCUCUCGCGUGUUCGCUACGAGCUGCUGGGGUCGUUCAGCGUCACCAUCGUCUAUCAGCCGCUGCCGGACCAGAGCCUUAGUGGCCUCGCCUUCCUCAUCAUCCCUUUCUCCGACCGAACGGAUCUCGUGUACGGGGCAAAUAGCUCCUUGGCGAAGCAGCUGGUGGCCAGCGAUGUCGGCUCGCUCCACCUUUUGAAACCUACAUCUGGAAGCGCUCCCGUCUCCGGUAGCUCCGUCUCCGCCUCCGCCAGGAUUGGUGCGCUGGCUAACCUCACGGCCAGAAGGUACGAUAGUAGCGUCAUGGUUGUCGAUAUCAACAUCGAUCAGGUGGCAGCUGCCAUGUCUAGCUAUUCGGUGUGGAUCGACUACGACCGUGUGGGGCGUAGCCUGUCGGUCUACGUGGACUUUGCAGGCAAGCCCAAGCCUAACAAAACCAUAGUUGAGACGCAGAACAUCAGCAACCUGGAUUCCCCAUUCUUCUAUUUUGGCCUCCUCUCCACCACCCAGCAGCGGCUUCGGGCUGGAGACAUCACAUGGAGCGCAACCGUCGACGACCUCCCUCCCCCUGUCUACUACCCCAACAAAGGCGGCUUCCUAACAAAGAAAGUAACCAUCCUGUUCUCAGUCUUUGGGUCCGUAGCCGCUGCAGCCGCGAUGGCUGCCGCCGUGGCAUGCUACUUAAACUCGAUGUACCGGCAGUGGCACAAGGACCUGGUCCAGCUCGCCAAAUCCAUGGAGCGCCUCCCUGGAGUCCCAACCAAGGUCGACUUCGCCGACAUCAACAAGGCCACCCGCAACUUCCAUGACGACAUGAAGCUUGGUGGAGGCGGGUUUGGCACCGUCUAUAGGUGCACGCUUCCCCCCGCCGCUUCCAAAAUGGAGCGACAGAUGGACGUUGCCAUCAAAAGGUUUACGCGCGAUGUGCAGAACCGCCGCUACGACGACUUCCUCGCCGAGGUCAGCAUCAUCAACCGGCUGCGCCACAAGAACAUCGUCCCCCUCAUCGGGUGGUCAUACAACAAAGGAGUACCGCUGCUUGUGUUCGAGUUCAUGAGAAACGGUAGCCUAGACCAACAUCUCUUCCACAGAGGUGGCGGCGGCACCAGACAGCGGAACACUGAUGGCGCCAUCCGGCAAUGGGCAACCCGCUAUGAGAUCAUCAGGGGCGUAGCCACCGGCCUGCACUAUGUCCACCACGAGUACGAGCCCAUGGUGCUUCACCGUGACAUCAAGGCAAGCAACAUCAUGCUGGACUCGAGCUUCCAGGCCCGUCUUGGUGACUUCGGCCUGGCCUGCACUGUCUCCGUCGACAGGAACUCCGUCACCGGCAUGGGUGGCACCUGGGGCUACAUCGCUCCAGAGUACCCGGUUAGCCGCAAGGCGACGCGGCAGACUGAUAUCUAUGCGCUUGGCGUGCUCAUCCUCGAGGUUGUCACUGGGCUGCGGGCAUUGGCUGACCACGAGGUGGUGGAUGACGAUGACAUGCAUAUCACCGAUAGGGUGUGGCGUCUUUACCGUGAGGGAAGGCUACUGGAGUGUGUUGAUGCCAUGUUGACUGAUGGUUCUACUCCGGACGACGAGGAGCAGCUAGAUACUACUGACGAUGUGGAACGCUUGCUGCUCCUAGGCCUGGCGUGUAGCAACCCAAACCCGUCAGACCGGCCAACCAUGCCUGAUGUGGUGCGGGUCAUCGCCAAGUCGGCACCGCCACCACAGGUGCCUCCUCAAAAGCCAAGAUUCGUGUGGCCACCGCAGGAAGAGGGACGUUCAGUGACCUCCGAUGGUGGUGGUAGCACGGUUUUGCUCGUCGGUGCUUGCCGCAGCGUGACAUUUGUUGCCGGCAGAACGAUCCCUUGA